Hyaloscypha bicolor E is the source of this 1491-nucleotide messenger RNA. RefSeq lists its product as uncharacterized. NCBI's taxonomy places the organism in Eukaryota, Fungi, Ascomycota, Leotiomycetes, Helotiales, Hyaloscyphaceae. The transcript has 4 exons. Bases 1 to 1470 code for a protein of 489 amino acids. The record is from RefSeq and is a predicted model, not a curated record.
AUGUCCUCUAUACCACCAAACGAAGAUCUUGAAGUAAAAUGUCAACAAGGCGCAAAACGUCUUUGCCAGGGUACCAAUAUUAGUCUGGGUGUCAAUUUUGAGAAUGCUGAGAGAGAUAUGGAACUGCGUCACGUCCGACGUAAGGUCCCAGCUGUCCAGCGUAAUGAACCUUAUCAUAAGCAGACAGCUCGCGCUGCUUUGCACACUGGAGCGGUCAUGAAGAAGGCUCGUUAUGCAGCUGAGGACAGCAGGCUCUGGCAAGAUCAGUUGGAAAACUCGGCAUCCCGUAGUGGUGACAACAGGCCUUUCUCCUUAAUUGCAACUUCCAAUACAACAGAGAGUAUUUCCAAAGGUCGAGCCGAGACGUUCCUACCAAAGGUCAGAAGUUAUUUGAACCCCCAUACGAAAUCUGCAGACAUCGAACAGCCAUCUUGGAAGAAGUUUUCAAACCGAAACCAGGGCUGUAAUACGAUUUCAUCGACCAUGGUUCACACUCAAAACAUACCUUGCCAUCCGUUGACUCUGUCCAGAAGAAUCAAGAUUGAUGAUUUGCUGGGUUCAUCUAUCAGUCCUACUAAGCAUGUACCUCUACACCCGCCGCAAUCUGCUAUUUAUACUACGUCAAGUGGUCAGAAAAGCAGAGAUUCAAGCCUAGGGAACCUGCAGGAUGAGGCACCAGCCCCUCAAUCCGACACAAGGGGCUUGAUACCUUCCAAAAGAACAUCCUCAGACACUGUACCCCUCGAGGGAAAAUCUGAGCGUCAUGACCGAGCAAGCGUAACUCCUGGACCAGCUUCGGCUCGCGGCCCCCAGGUCAAAUCUAUGUCUAACCCGAGAGAGAAGAAGCCCAUCUUGGAUGGAGGUCUUGUUGCUGAACAGCUCAAUAUCAAGGGAAAGCUCCUAUUCCCACACCCACAAUGGCAGACCCCCAACCAAUGGGUUUCGCUUUCCAUCGAUACUCUCCUUACGCGCACCCCUCCCGAAUUCUUUUGCUUCUACUCGCAGAUUGCUGGGGCUGGUGAGAUUUCAGUACUCUCAUUCAAUUUCCCCGAUGUGACUUGGCAACGACUCCAGUGGAACAUUUCUCGGAGCGACUCUAACGCCUUUUACGCUCUAAAGAGAGCGGUUUGGGAUACCUUUUGCCUAUCAAUGAUAUGGUUUCCAGGGACUGCGGUCUUCAGGGUGACCGCCGAAGCUGUUGGUGGGGAAGGACUGGGCAAAGCGCCAUCCACGACGAAGACGCCUGCUCAUGAUACUGGAUCUAGCAAAGGAUCCAAGCCGCUGAGGGCGCUCAUGACUAAAAGGAUAGCAGUUUCAAGCAGCACAGAGUCGGUAAAUCUCUCACCAUCCGCCCCUAACCUGCCUGGACCUAUCACCCGAUCACCUUGGCAUGAACGUCCACGGCAAACACCGAUCUCUCCGGGCAAGAUCGCCGAGGCAGAAGACGCAGCAUGCAGCUGCAAACGCUGAACUAGGGUAGAUGUAUUUAGC